GCGAAGCAAGAAGACGAAGACCGCAUGCUAUGGUUGUUCGGAGAUUUUCCGAAUUCACGAUCUUAAAGUCAUAUGAUUCACAGCAAAUAUAGCAACAAAUAUCUCAAUUGGUAUUUUCCAAAGUAACGAAACGUGCAUUGAGUUUGGAGCGACAUCUGAAGUGAAGAUUGAAGACGUGAUAGAAGAUGGACGACUACUGCUAUGCUAAGAUGGCGACGUCCGCUAAAAGAGAACAUGAAAGAGAAUCAGCGCCACCAACUUCCAGCAAAUCACCAACGGAGAUAAAGACGAAAGAUGAAGACGUCCAGCAGCUAAUCGGUAAUCCAGAAGAAGUUUCCCUUCAGUUAGGGGGGAGCUCCACUUUGAAGCAGGAGACUCCACAACCACCCUGCAUUAAAAAGGAAGAGGAGGAACUCUGCAUCACUCAGGAGGGAGAGUGUCUUCUAGGACGAGAGGAAGCUGAUUACACCAAGUUUCCACUGAGUAUUCUCUCUGUGAAGACUGAAGAUGAUGAAGAGAAACCACAACUAGACAACAUCUUAGCUCCACUAUCAGAUAGUGAGGCUGAAGACGAGGUUGAAGAACCUUUGAGCAGCGAUACAGACUGUGAAGGUGAUAUGAGGACUCACACUGACAACAAACACUCUGAAUGCUCUUCAAAGAAGAGAGGUAAAACAUCUUUGGGCUGCUCGGUUUGUGCUGAAAGUUUUACUAAAAAGAGCCUUUUGACUCAACACAUGAGAACACACAUAGGUGAAAAACCAUUUAAUUGUUCAGUUUGUGGCAAAAGCUUUCUUGUUAAGAGGAAUUUGACUCAACACAUGAGAACACACACAGGUGAAAAACCAUUUAAUUGUUCAGUUUGUGGCAAAAGCUUUUCUCGAAAUAGCAUGUUGACUCAACACAUGAGAACACACACAGGUGUAAAACCUUUUAAUUGUUCAGUUUGUUGCAAAAGCUUUCCUCGAAAUUGCCGUUUGACUGAACACAUGAGAACACACACAGGUGAAAAACCAUUUAAUUGUUCAGUUUGUUGCAAAAGCUUUUUUCAAAAUAGUAUUUUGACUCGGCACAUGAGAACGCACACAAGUGAAAAACCAUUUAAUUGUUCAGUUUGUGGCAAAAUCUUUUCUCGAAAUUGCCUUUUGACUCAACACAUGAGAACACACACAGGUGAAAAAACAUUUCUUUGUUCUGUAUGUGGCAAAAUCUUUUCUCGAAAUUUCCAGUUGACUCAACACAUUAGAACACAUACAGGUGAAAAACCAUUUAAUUGUUCAGUUUGUGGCAACAGCUUUUCUCAAAAUAGCUGUUUGACUCAACACAUGAGAACACACACAGGUGAAAAACCAUAUACUUGUUCUGUUUGUAGCAGAAGCUUUUCUAAUAAGAACAAAUUGACUCAACACAUGAGGACACACACGGGUGAAAAACCAUUUAAUUGUUCAAUUUGCGGCAAAAGCUUUUCUCAAAAUUACCGUUUGACUCAACACAUGAGAACACACACAGAUGAAAAACCAUAUAAUUGUUUAGUUUGUAGCAGAAGCUUUUCUAAUAAGAACAAAUUGACUCAACACAUGAGGACACACACUGGACUGAGACCAUUGAAUUGUUUAGUUUGUGGUGAAAGCUUUCCUCAUAACGGCUCUUUGUGGCGACACAUGAGAACACACAAAGGAGAAAAACCAUUUAGUUGUUCAGUGUGCUGUAAAAGGUUCACACAUAAUGCAGAUGCAGUAAAACACACAAGAACACACAAGGGAGAAUAACCAAGUAGCUGUUUAGUUUGUGGUAUGUUGCUCAUAUGUGGCGACAUCCACCCUACCCAGGACCUCCUCACUGCUUCUUUCACAAAUAUCUGAGGUAUUCAUACAAACUUGGAUUAUUUGGAGCAUAAUCUUAUCUACUCAUGACCCCAUGUCUUCUCUGUAUCUGAAACCUUCCUGAACAGUAAGAUAGAUGAUGCUUCAAGUGCUUGGUUACUCCUUCUUCAGUCCAGGGACCUGGGGCCUCAUGUGUCAAGUUUGUGCACGCUCAAAAACCUGCACUACACCCUUUUUCACUGCAAAGUUGAGAUGUAUCAAAACUGAUGUUGACGCAUAAGUGAUGCUGGGUAACUGUUUGCAUAACAAACUGCCAACUUUUACUCAUCAGACUGAUUGAUGUGCAAAUCAGAGACAUAUGAACAAUUAACCCCCAACACCCACAACCCAACCCCCACCUCCCUCGACAUUCGGGCAUAACAGGUUUGAGAUGAGUUUGCGAAUUGUAAAAUUCACCUGCUUUUUUAAAUGAAAUAAACUGUUGUUCUAAAUGUAUCCACUGGAUGUUGCAAUAGCAAUUCUGUUAGGCAAGCAAAUAGUUUAUACCGGGGCGAGCAAGUAUACCAAGCAAGAGGUACACGGUAAAGCGGGGCUGUGACUCCUCCCCCUCCACCCAACGUAAAACAGGAGUAAAAUAAGCAAUCAGUAACCCCACUUAAAAUGAGCUUUAUUCAUUCUUUAUUUUGUUUUUGUUUAAUCCUAGAUGUCGUUGUGACUUAAAGUUUAAUUGCUUUAUAGAAACACUGAGAUUAAGUCUAAAUUAAUUGUGUUCUUCAAGGUGUUUUUGAAGCUGCAUCAUUUUUUAUCCUCAGAAUUUGUAACUAAUUUGAAGUAUUUUGUCAAGAUGAUUGUUUGUGAU
Entelurus aequoreus (snake pipefish) is the source of this 2682-nucleotide messenger RNA. Its product is annotated as zinc finger protein OZF-like. The transcript is spliced from 2 exons. Gene Ontology annotation, cellular component: nucleus. The record is from RefSeq and is a predicted model, not a curated record. The coding region runs from base 186 to 1769 and encodes 527 amino acids. NCBI's taxonomy places the organism in Eukaryota, Metazoa, Chordata, Actinopteri, Syngnathiformes, Syngnathidae.